CCUAGAUCGGUAACUACUUUGUUAUCACCAGAUUCCUUCUAACUAACAGCUGUCGUACAAUUGAAUCUUUUAUUGCCUCUUUUCAUGAUUGAAUAACCGUAGUCACUGGUAACUGCUAUGCCUUCCGUUGUAUUUUUUCUCUGCUGACUCCAUAAUAGAUAACAUUCACAAUUCCCCCAAUCGUCAUUGCGCCUGGCCUGGCCUUCAAAAUAUCCAAGAUGGGACUUUUUAGCACCACUCCUACUUCGCCGCCUCCUCCGAAGAUAUCGUCGGAUGGCGCACCCAUAGCCCCCGAUCGAACGCAACGCGCAAAAUGCUGGGAGGGGAGAGAUGAAUUCUUUCAGUGUCUAGACAAAAGUGGAAUCGUCGACAGUAUCACAGAGAAAGGCAAAGCGGAGAAGGCAUGUUCGACCGAAGGCAGGAAAUUCGAGGCAAAUUGUGCGAGCAGUUGGGUGCGUGAUUUUUUUCGCUGGUUGUUCUCUGGACAUAGGGAUACAAUCCCAAAGGGACAAGGUCAGGAAUAGAGCUAAUAUUGCAACAGGUCACAUAUUUCAAGAAGCGACGGGUCAUGGAACAUCAUCGAAAUCAAACCUUGGAAAAAUUGAAGGCAGAGGGAGCUAAGCAGAUGCCAGGCGAGAUUGGACCUGGCGCACUGGGUCAAAAGCCAUGAUCCCAGCUGGCAGAAGAAAUGUAUAAUAUGUAUGGAAUACUGAUGUAAAAUACGGGAUGGCGUCAUGGGUCACAAUGGAAGGUAUCUCCCCACGCUCAAGGGUGCUUGAAGAUACUUGGUAUUGGUAUUGACAUGAAGAACUCGGCAAGCGCCCCAUCUGCAAUACGAGGAAUACAGACUUGCGCUCAAAUUGAGCCGUCAAGCCUCCUUUCUAUCCCUAUGAUCGGCGCGCUGCCGUUGCUCUACAUUUUUGCUUUGCUGUCUAUCUCAAUAGGAACAACCUCUGCCUCUUCUGGUUCAAUGCCUUCUAUCUUCUCAAUUUCUAAAGCCUCGUCAGUUUCAAACAAUCUGCCCAAUUCUUCGAGUGCAAGUCCUUUCGUCUCAGGAAAGGUGAAAUACACCAUAGGAAUGAAGAGGAGCAGCAUUCCCAUGAAAAAUAACCGGUAUUUCCAACCGAUAUUCUCAAUUGCCACUGGGUUUGCAUAUUGCGAGACAAUCAACAUAGCUUGUCCACCAGCAACCACGAUGGCAAGUCCUUUCGUGCGCAUGCUGUAUGGCAAAACCUCAGUCGGAUAAGCGUACGCCAGAGGGUUACAGGCGAUGUUGAAGCUGCCAUUAUAAGUGAAAAGGAAUAGCACGGCCAUGUAUGCGGCAGCUUUUGCCUCAUUCUGGGCAAACACUGCGCUUGUAACUGUUAUUCCGAUGUUGGAAGCCAGCAUAACAAAGAGGGAUAUGAGCCAAAGUGGUCUUCGUCCGAUCCUGUCUGCUAGGCAAGCCCCAGCGAUGGAAACCAGAAAGUUCCACUACAAGAAGAUUAGCACGGUAUUUCUCGUUGAAUCGGGAGCCUGUGGUAUUAACGACGAGAGUCUCUCGGUCGCCAAAGACAGUGGCUCGAAAGAGGUAUCAGAGAGAAAAGUUCCGUACUAUCUGCAUCCCGCCAUUAAUUCCGGUUUGUUUGUUUGUACCAGUGACGUUCAAGGAGGUGAGUAAAGGGCUGAAGUAAUAACUGAUCACACCUUGUCCACACCUAUUCGUGGUCAGUGAUCUUUCAGAUGUGGAUUAUGGUUGAGCUAAACACGUACCACAGACAGAGAAUGAAUGACGAAGUU
Hymenoscyphus albidus is the source of this 1779-nucleotide messenger RNA. NCBI's taxonomy places the organism in Eukaryota, Fungi, Ascomycota, Leotiomycetes, Helotiales, Helotiaceae. The record is from the annotation of a GenBank genome assembly.